Molecule: messenger RNA, 4278 nt
Organism: Amphiprion ocellaris (clown anemonefish)
Lineage: Eukaryota; Metazoa; Chordata; Actinopteri; Pomacentridae
Product: STKc_SGK domain-containing protein
Exons: 13
Coding region: 215-1459 (414 amino acids)
Biological process (GO): protein phosphorylation
Molecular function (GO): ATP binding; phosphatidylinositol binding; protein serine/threonine kinase activity
Source: RefSeq, a predicted model, not a curated record
GAGGGGAAGUGCAGCGGGGAAAGUUAUUUGCCUGCGAAUCGAAGACUUUUUCAGCUGCAGCAGCGACUGAGAGCCGUUGAAGGAGACGGAGAAGCAGAGGAGGCGUAUUUACAGCAUCUUUCCUCGUACAGUCCAUCACCUGAGCAGUAGACAGCCGCUCAUCCAUCAGAGACGCUGCAGCCGGUGGCUAAUAUAAUCCAACACCGAGGAGGACAUGAAGACCGGCAAGAAAUCCUUCAUCGCUUUCAUCAAGGAGAGGAAAAUGGGUCUGAACGACUUCAUCCAGAAGCUGGUGUCCACUCCACAUAUCUGCCAACAUGCUGAAGUCAACAACUUCCUGAAGAUAGAUGAGAACCAGAACGAGGAGGACUCUGAAACCGAUCAGCUUCCUGAUAGUCCGAUGUGCCUAAAUUCACGAAGUUCCCUGGCUGAGGACACUCAGAUCAAACCCUGUGAUUUUGACUACCUCAAAAUCAUCGGGAAAGGCAGCUUUGGGAAGGUCCUGCUGGCUCGGCACAAGGAGUCCACCAAAUACUACGCUGUCAAAGUGCUGCAGAAGAAAAUCAUCCUGAAGAAGAAAGAGCAAAAGCAUAUCAUGGCGGAGCGCAGCGUGCUGAUGAAGAACAUCAAACAUCCGUUCCUGGUGGGGCUGCACUACUCCUUCCAGACCACCGACAAGCUCUACUUUGUGCUGGACUACGUCAACGGUGGAGAGCUGUUCUACCACCUCCAGAGAGAGAGGAUCUUCCUGGAGCCCAGAGCUCGGUUCUACGCCGCCGAGAUCGCAAGUGCACUCGGCUACCUGCACUCUCUGCACAUUGUGUACAGGGACCUGAAGCCUGAGAACAUCCUGUUGGACUCUCAGGGUCACAUUGUCCUGACAGACUUCGGCCUCUGCAAGGAAGGUCUGGAGCCCACUGGGACCACCACCACCUUCUGUGGGACACCUGAGUAUCUGGCUCCAGAGGUUCUCCAGAAGCAGGCGUACGAUCGCACUGUGGACUGGUGGUGUCUGGGAUCAGUGCUCUACGAGAUGCUCUACGGACUGCCUCCGUUCUACAGCCGUAACACCGCUGAGAUGUACAACAACAUCCUCCACAAAUCCCCGGUGCUGAAGCCCAACGUGUCCAAUGCCGGCAGGGAGCUGCUGGAAGGUCUGCUGCAGAAGGACCGCACCAAGAGGCUGGGGGUCAAGGACGACUUUCUGGAGCUCAAGUAUCAUUCCUUCUUCUCUCCCAUCAACUGGGACGACCUGAUGGCCAAGAAGAUCACACCUCCGUUUGUUCCCUCAGUGAGCGGUCCUACUGAUCUGCGACACUUCGACCCAGAGUUCACCCACCUGCCGGUUUCCUCCUCUCUGUGCACCGACACCCUGACGGUGACCAGCAGCGUCAAGGAGGCGGCCGGAGCUUUUCCCGGCUUCUCCUACGGACCUCCGGCGGACCACUCCUUCAUGUGAACGCCUUCAUCCCGUCAGAACAACAACAUAAACAGGACUAGAGCUGUGGUUGGUCUGGACACAUGGACCACAGCAGAGCGGCCUGUCGAUGAGAGGAUCUAACAGCUUUGACGGAUCUCGUGUACAGACGGAGGACUCUCAUGUUUCAACACCGCCGGCGCUACACUUCUGCCUCAACCAUCCACAACUACAAAACAUGUGUGCCAAGUCUGGAUGCAGCGUGGGGUCAGGAAACAUCCCUCAUGGCUGCCGGCGGAGUGACGCCAGGAGGAAGUGCCUGAGGUUCAAAAGGCAGUUUGGACAGCAGCAGCAGCGUUGGCAGGAGCCAGAUUUAUCAAAAAAAGAAGUAUAAAAAACACAAAACCUGUUUCCGUUGUUUGGACUUUUGACCAGAGCGCUAGCCGUUACGGGUGAUGCCUUUAUGUUCAAGCUGUUUGUGUUUUUUCUUAAAGUUCGAUGCAUUUUGUUUUUGCUCGAUUGCACUUGAGGAAACGAGGGUCGGAGAAGUGAAACAUUUUGCUUCAAGCAUCAACAACUCGGAUUAGACCGCUGCAUAUCUUUCCAGUUGUUUAUCUCAUAUCUCCUCUUUGGACAAAAGAAUAACGGCAUUUCAGUACCGGGGGUCCUCGACUUUUCGACGGAACUCCGGCGAAAAUGUAAACAAAGUCGUUACGUUCAUCACGAUAUCAAUUAGUUCUUCAGAAAAGUCAUGAAUACCAACGACUUUCAUGUAUGUAUGAGUCAUUUUACGACACUCUUCUUCGAAGCACUGCCAUCAGAAGAGUCUGACUCACGCUUGGGAGCCAUAAUGAAGGGCAAAAAGUUAGCGAAUGUAGCACAAUCCAAGGUGGCGUACAACCGGAGAAUUUCAAACAAAGCUGUCUUUUAGUGCCGCGUUGAUGCCUCUGCAAGAUCCGUCUGGCUCCGUGUGGACGAAUUCUUCUCAAGCAGAAAGUUUCUGUGUCGUGCACCUUCCAAAUUUUUCUAACAAUGCAGAUAGAGACGCGGAAAACUGCAGGAGUAGAAGUUCAGAAAUCCAGGCAUUUAUAGGAUUCAUCACACAGAGAUCACCGUGGUAACUGGGUUUUGAACAGAUUCAUGGCAUGAAAUUAAAACUAACUGCUGAAAUGCAACUAUUCGGUAAAAUGCCAUGUUGUAAAAGGUGUAAUCGAUGUCAGACUUCUACUCCAGUUUAGCGCCAUGUUAGAUGUGUGUUUGCGAGUUUAGUAGCAGACGCGACACGGAGUUUAACGCCACACAAGUUCUCUCGAGCGGAUUUCCAAGCAUCUCAUUUCCGCGUCACGUUCGUACGGUAAGCAUAACCCAGCCUGUAUUCGUCCGCUGCACGUAUUUACCUGCUCCAACAAGUUCCACGUAAUCAGUUCCGACGUAACUUCAAAACUCCGUAAGUCGUACACCGAGGACUCGCCCAUGACCAGUUCUGACGCAAUGACGAAACUCUGUACGUCGUAAACCGAGGACUCGCCCGUGACCAGUUCCGACGCAAUGACGAAACUCCGUAUGUCGUAAACUGAGGACUUGCCCAUGACCAGUUCUGACGAUACGACAAAACGCCGAAUGUCGUACACCGAGGACUCGCCUAUGACCAGUUGUGACGUAGCGACGAAACUCUUUACAUAGUAAACCAAGGACUCGCCCAUGACCGGUUCCAACGUAACUUAGAAACUCUUUACGUCGUAAACCGCGGAUUCGACUGUAACCAGUUCUGACAAUAUGACGAAACGUCGUAUGUCGAGGACGUCGUAAACCGAGGACCCUCUGUAAUCUGCACUACUAGUGACACUCAGACCAAAACUCACUUUUCUUUGACCUGUUUGUCCUCAUAAACUGAAAAUCAAACUUUACUGUACUGUGUAGAGAAAAAAAAAAGAAGUUACAUAUAUUUUAUUGUAUUUUAUUAACUGCAAACAUUCACUGUUUACUCUUAAGAAGGUUCUGCAUUUAGUGUACAUAAGUUCUAAAUGUUUCCUCAUGUGUAUAUAUACGUAUAAAUAGAUUUAUGAAACUUCUAUUUCAACUAUGGCAAUAAAUUUAUUUUUCUUUUCAUCUAAAUGUUAGUUAAUCUAUAUCUGCUGUUGGCAAACUUAAUGAAGGAGUUCUCUGACUGAUCCGGAGAGUGCGACAGUUCAACCAGCAAUAAUCGGCCCCCAUCAGUAAUAGCACAUCCAGCCUGUAAAUCCAUCUGUUUGAAAUGAAAGUGAUUGCUGUUUUAUUGCAAACACUCCAGAAAAAAACUCUAGACAAAUUAUUACAAAUGUCUGUGUGUAUUUAUGCAUCAUGUAGAGAAGAACUGUGAAUGUCUCGUGCCUGUCCAAGGCGGCUUGAUCCAUGUUUAUUGUACAUAUCGCUCUUCCCCAAACCUUUCUAGAAGAUAAUCUGUAAAAUAAAGUGCUUCAGAGAGGAACCACUAGGUGGAGCAGUUUAGCCGCUGUCCUGCUGCGUUGUUCUGGAAAGUGCAAUAAAAUAUUAAGACGGAAAGAAUAAUUAAAGUAAUUUAUGCUCUGAUGUUCAUUAAAUUAUUAAGAGGAUUGUCUUUGUUUUGCUGCAUCGUGUCUCACAGAAAAACAACAGUAAAUGAAUUUUCCAGCCUGCUGAAAGCAUAAACGGCAACAACAACAACAUAACACAGUUCUAAUCGUUUUCUUCCACAUUUGGAAGCGUUAAUUUUCUGUUUUGUAUUUUUUAUGUGUAUUUAUUUUUAUGCCACUGCUACUGUACGAAUAAGAAAAUUUACAUGAUCAACUGAAAUACUGAACUGUAAUCUGUGUCAGAAAUGGCAAAUAAAAUCUCUAAAAUCA